Messenger RNA from Otolemur garnettii (small-eared galago), 1221 nucleotides. RefSeq names its product EGF like domain multiple 8 (gene EGFL8). The record is from RefSeq and is a predicted model, not a curated record. Bases 18 to 896 code for a protein of 292 amino acids. Gene Ontology annotation, molecular function: calcium ion binding; signaling receptor binding. Gene Ontology annotation, biological process: anatomical structure development. The transcript is spliced from 8 exons. NCBI's taxonomy places the organism in Eukaryota, Metazoa, Chordata, Mammalia, Primates, Galagidae. Gene Ontology annotation, cellular component: cell surface; extracellular region.
UCUGGAGUAAAAGAAUCAUGGGUUCCGGGGCUGAGCUGUGUACUCUCUUAGGCGGACUCUCAUUUCUCCUGCUACUGAUAUCAGGCCAGGGGGCCAAGGGUGGAUCUCCCAAAGAGAGCCAGGGGGUCUGCUCCAAGCAGACACUGGUGGUCCCGCUCCGCUACAACGAGUCCUACAGCCAACCCGUGUACAAGCCCUAUCUGACUGUAUGCGCUGGAAGACGCAUCUGUAGCACCUACAGGACCACUUACCGUGUGGCGUGGCGGGAGGUGAGGCGGGAGGUGCAGCAGACCCAUGCUGUAUGCUGCCAGGGCUGGAAGAAGCGGCACCCGGGGGCGCUCACCUGCGAAGCCAUCUGCACCAAGCCUUGCCUGAAUGGAGGCGUCUGCGUUCGGCCGGACCAGUGCGAGUGCGCCCCCGGCUGGGGAGGGAAGCACUGUCACGUGGACGUGGAUGAAUGUAGGACUGACAUCACUCUCUGCACGCACCGCUGUCUCAACACAGCAGGGAGCUUCACCUGCGACUGCCCCCAUGGCCUGUUGCUGGGCCCGGAUGGGCGCACCUGUGCAGAGGAAUUCUUGGAGGCCCCAACCAGCGCCAGCAUCCUCAGUGUGGCCGUUCGAGAGGCGGAGUAUGACGAGCAUGCAUUGAGGCAGGAGAUUCUCGAGCUGCGAGUGCGCCUGGAGCGGCUGGAGCAGUGGGUCGGUCAGGCUGGGGCCUGGGUCAGAGCAGUGCUGCCCAUGCCGCCUGAAGAGCUGCAGCCUGAACAGGUGGCAGAGCUGUGGGGCAGGGGUGACAGGAUCGAAUCUCUCAGCGACCAGGUGCUGCUGCUGGAGGAGAGGCUGGCCACCUGCUCCUGUGAGGACAACAGCCUAGGUCCUGGCCUCAAUCAUUGAUAAGAAGCUUCUGGAGCACCGUCUCUGCCCCCUAAUUUAUAUAGAAACUGGACCCACUAGUCCUCUGGGAUUGGUCAACUGGGAUCUGCAGAUAAGGCUAGCAGUCACCAAGGAGCAAUGAGCAAUGGAAACUGGAGAGUUGGAGAAAGGGGAAGGCAGGUCUUGGCCUACCCCUGAGCAUUCUAGCUGGGGCAGGUAGCCUGGGCAAGGACUGAUUUUCAACUUAACAAAUGUAACCAGCAAGCACCCAGAAGUCUCUCUCUCUCUCUUUAUUUUCUGUUUCUUGCUGUUAUCCAGAUAAUUAAUAAAAACCAACCACGCAAAA